AUGUCUCCCAUCUCCGACACGCUCCUUACCACGCUCGCAAACGGGUUCGGCACACUUGCAGUGGUCGGUAUCGUCGUCUAUCAGUUCCUCGAGAUCAACGCGAAGCGGGAGCUAAGCGGGGUGAAAGGGAGUGACUGGCAGGGCAUUUCAUGCGAACGAACUACGCGUCUCAAUCAAGACCGCCUCGCCUUCGCCUCACCCGUCAAAACCAGCAGCAAGACGACGCAAGAUACCCAGCAGUAG
Rhodotorula toruloides NP11 is the source of this 243-nucleotide messenger RNA. Its product is annotated as oligosaccaryltransferase family protein. The transcript has 3 exons. The record is from RefSeq and is a predicted model, not a curated record. NCBI's taxonomy places the organism in Eukaryota, Fungi, Basidiomycota, Microbotryomycetes, Sporidiobolales, Sporidiobolaceae. Bases 1 to 243 code for a protein of 80 amino acids.